This is a messenger RNA of Diospyros lotus (date-plum), 873 nucleotides long. RefSeq names its product protein FAR1-RELATED SEQUENCE 4-like. Lineage: Eukaryota; Viridiplantae; Streptophyta; Magnoliopsida; Ericales; Ebenaceae. The transcript has 2 exons. The coding region runs from base 1 to 873 and encodes 290 amino acids. The record is from RefSeq and is a predicted model, not a curated record.
AUGGAGAAUGAUAAUGAGAGAAAUGAUAAUGAGCAUAGACGUAAAUUAUUGGAAGAGAUAUUUGGUUUCGAAGAAGAUGAUAGUUUGAUUGGCGAAGAAUCAGAAGGUGAAGAACAAUCUGAUUGUGCGACAGCUGAUUAUAUUAACAACAAUUUAGAAGAAUCCAAUAACGUCAAUGCUGAAGAAGGACCUCUACCAGGUAUGAUAUUUAAUAGUAUUGAGAGUAUGAUGAAUGCUUAUCAAGAACAUGCAAGAGUUUUAGGUUUCGCUGUUGCCAAGAGAUCAGCUCAUAAAAAGAGUGGUGAAAGUUAUAAGUAUGUUACAAUUUGCUGUGACAGAGGAAGAAAACAACAAUUUGAGAAGUUUACAAAGAGGAUAAAUUGUCCUGCAAGAGUAAAUGCAAUUAGGAGAGACAAUGGAGUUUGGCAGGUUUCAAAAACAAUAUCAGAACACAACCAUGAAUUACAACCUGAUAUGUCUAUUUUGAUGCCUGCCCAUAGGAAUCUGACAAUUAACAUGAAGAGACAAUUGGAAGCCAAUGAUAUUGCAGGCAUAAGGCCAUGUAAGAAUGCUAGAAUGCUAGAAGUUCAAGCUGGUGGGCCACAAAAUUUAGGAUGCUUGCCUAAAGACUGCAGAAAUUUCAUUGAGAGUAGGAGAAGGCUAAGACUAGGUGAUGGAGAUGCAGAGGCCAUUCGGAAGUUGUUUGUAAGGAUGCAACAAAAAGACGGGGACUUUUUUCAUUUGAUGGACGUCAACGACGAAGGCAUGCUAACUAAUGUGUUGUGGGUCCAUCCUCGUGCAAAAGCCGCAUAUGAAGAAUUUCAUGAUGUUACGGAGUUAGAGACGGAAUUUGAGACGGAUAAAAGGCGAUGA